UUAUUCUUUGCAGCUAAGAGUACAAGAAAGUAAAAACUAUUCUUUCAUAGAAUAAGUACUACCGUGCAACCAGUGCCAUCUAGUGACACGGCAACUCUUCUGCGGUUCGAUUGUCAAUUGUUAAGUGCUGAUUGUGUCUGUUGGUCCCGGUAUAUCUGUCGUGAGUUUUUAUAUAUAAUUCUGUGUUCUUUCAGUAAAAUUAGGAGAAAGAAAUAUUUUUAAAUCGGGAAGGUUGUCCAGGUCAAAGAGAGAGUUGGUAUCGUGCAACGCAGAACUCCUACGUGCUUUAAUUAUGCCCAAAUAUUAUUGUGAUUAUUGUGAUACUUAUCUUACUCAUGAUUCUCCCUCUGUGAGGAAGACUCACUGUCAGGGCCGAAAGCACAAAGACAAUGUUAAAUUUUAUUAUCAAAAAUGGAUGGAAGAACAAGCUCAGCACCUAAUUGAUGCUACCACAGCUGCCUUUAAAGCUGGUAAAAUUGCAUCGAACCCCUUUGCAUCUAGUAAAGGUGGCACAGCUAUUCCACCGCCCACAAACAUGCCUCAUGGUGGCCCUCCAAGACCACCUGGUCCUGUGCAUGGGCCUCCACAGCCGGGACCAGGAAUGAUGGGACCUCCUGGUAUGCAUCAUGGUCCUAUGGGUCCCAUGAUGAUGGGCCCCCAUGGGCCUAUGCCUCCUAUGAUGGGAAUGCGACCUCCUAUGAUGGGACCUAUGAUGCCUAUGGGACCAAUGGGGCCUAUGGGACCUAUGAGGGGACCUCCACUCUUAGGAGGUCCAAUGGGACCUCCUAUGAAAAAGUAGACCAUCAGUUUGUUCAAGAUGAUUUAAAGAAGAAAAGUGGUACGACCUUGUGGUUGGUGUUGUAUUCUUUCAUCGGUUUUAUGAAUUUCAUAUUAAAGAGUAUUAGUGAUGUAAUUGAUUUAUCAGACUAAGAUGGACAAGUGUUUAAAUACUUUUAUAUUGUAUUAUAAUUAAGAUGUGUAAGAAAUAAAUAUUUUGAAAAUGGUAAGUGUUGUAUUCUUUGACCUUAUUGUUCUUACAAAAAUGUCUUUCUCACAUGAACAUUAAUUAAUUAUUAAAUUUAAUUAUUAUUUUGAAACGGGACAAAUAUGUUUGGAAUCUUUAAAUGAAAACAGAGU
Messenger RNA from Gryllus bimaculatus (two-spotted cricket), 1137 nucleotides. Lineage: Eukaryota; Metazoa; Arthropoda; Insecta; Orthoptera; Gryllidae. The record is from the annotation of a GenBank genome assembly.